Messenger RNA from Lethenteron reissneri (Far Eastern brook lamprey), 4311 nucleotides. RefSeq names its product oocyte zinc finger protein XlCOF6-like. Gene Ontology annotation, molecular function: DNA-binding transcription factor activity, RNA polymerase II-specific; RNA polymerase II cis-regulatory region sequence-specific DNA binding. The record is from RefSeq and is a predicted model, not a curated record. Gene Ontology annotation, biological process: regulation of transcription by RNA polymerase II. Lineage: Eukaryota; Metazoa; Chordata; Hyperoartia; Petromyzontiformes; Petromyzontidae. Gene Ontology annotation, cellular component: transcription regulator complex; chromatin; PcG protein complex.
GACGUCACGAAACACCAGGAAGCUGCCGAUCUCCGCUCGCGCUCACUGAGAUCCGUGAAUUCGUCUGAUGGACCAAAGGCACUCAGCGCAGCUCGAUACAAGAAGGAAACAAUGCGACCAGUAUGCAAACAGCACGGAUCGUACUGGAAACUUUACACGGCACCAGAGAACUCGCAUAGGAGAGAAACCCUUCAAGUGCACUGUGUGUGAGAAGGCAUUUGCAUGGUCAUCAGUUCUUCAGAGCCACCAGAGAACACACACGGGAGAGAAACCCUUCAAGUGCAGUGUGUGUGAGAAGGCAUUUGCAAAGUCAUCAGUUCUUCAGAGACACCAGAGAACACACACAGGAGAGAAACCCUUCAAGUGCACUAUGUGUGAGAGGGCAUUUACAGAGUCAUCACAUCUUAAAAUACACCAGACAACACACACAGGAGAGAAACCCUUCAAGUGCACUGUGUGCGGGAAGGCGUUUACACGGUCAUCACAUCUUAAAAAACACCAGAGAACGCACACAGGAGAGAAACCCUUUAAGUGCAAUAUGUGUGAGAAGGCAUUUGCACAGUCAUCAAAUCUUCAGAGCCACCAGAGAACACACACAGGAGAAAAACCUUUCAAGUGCACUGUGUGUGGGAGUGCAUUUGCACGGUCAUCAAUUCUUCACGACCACGAGAGAACACACACGGAAGAGAAACCUUUCAAGUGCAGUUUGUGUGGGAAGGUAUUUUCAGGUUCAUCUCCUCUUGUACGACACCAGAGAACACACACAGGAGAGAAACCCUUCAGGUGCCUUUUGUGCGAUAAAGCGUUUGCAAAGUCAUCAGAUCUUCAAAAACACCAAAGAACACACACAGGAGAGAAACCCUUCAAGUGCAGUGUGUGUGAGAGGGCAUUUGCACAGUCAUCAAAUCUUAAAAAACACCAGAGAACACACACAGAAGAGAAACCUUUCAAGUGCACUGUGUGUGAGAAGGCAUUUGCACAGUCAUCAGUUCUUCAGAGCCACCAGAGAACACACACAGGAGAGAAACCCUUCAAGUGCAGUGUGUGUGGGAAGGCAUUUUCAGGUUCAUCUGCUUUUAAAUAUCACAAGAGAACACACACGGGAGCUAACCCCUUCAAGUGCACUCUGUGUGGGAAGGCAUUUGCAUGGUCAUCAGUUCUUCAGAGCCACCUGAGAACACACACGGGAGAGAAACCCUUCAAGUGCAGUGUGUGUGAGAAGGCAUUUGCAAAGUCAUCAGUUCUUCAGAGACACCAGAGAACACACACAGGAGAGAAACCCUUCAAGUGCACUAUGUGUGAGAAGGCCUUUACAGAGUCAUCACAUCUUAAAAAACACCAGACAACACACACAGGAGAGAAACCCUUCAAGUGCAGUGUGUGUGGGAAGGCAUUUUCAAGUUCAUCUGAUCUUAAAAGACACCAAACACCACAUACAGGAGAGAAAUCCUUCAAGUGCACUGUGUGUGGGAAGGCGUUUACACGGUCAUCACAUCUUAAACAACACCAGAGAACGCACACAGGAGAGAAACCCUUCAAGUGCACUGUGUGUGAGAAGGCAUUUGCAAAGUCAUCAAAUCUUCAGAGCCAUCAGAGAACACACACAGGAGAAAAACCUUUCAAGUGCACUGUGUGUGGGAGCGCAUUUACACGGUCAACAAUUCUUCACGACCACGAGAGAACACACACGGAAGAGAAACCUUUCAAGUGCAAUUUGUGUGGGAAGGUAUUUUCAGGUUCAUCUCCUCUUAAACGACACCAGAGAACACACAGGGGAGAGAAACCCUUCAGGUGCCUUUUGUGUGAUAAAGCUUUUGCAAAGUCAUCAGAUCUUCAAAAACACCAAAGAACACACACAGGAGAGAAACCCUUCAAGUGCAGUGUGUGUGAGAAGGCAUUUGCACAGUCAUCAGUUCUUCAGAGUCACCAGAGAACACACACAGGAGAGAAACCCUUCAAGUGCAGUGUGUGUGAGAAGACAUUUGCACAGUCAUCAAAUCUUCAGAGCCACCUGAGAACACACACAGGAGCUAAACCCUUCAAGUGCACUCUGUGCGGGAAGGCGUUUGCACUGUCAUCACAUCUUCAAAGACACCAGAGAACACACACAGGAGAGAAACUAUUCAGGUGCAGUGUGUGUGGGAAGGCAUUUUCAAGUUCAUUUUAUCUUAAAAUACACCAGAGAACACACACAGGAGAGAAACCCUUCAAGUGCAGUGUGUGUGCGAAGGCAUUUGCAAAGUCAUCAGUUCUUCAGAGACACCAGAGAACACACACAGGAGCCAAACCCUUCAAAUGCACUAUGUGUGAGAAGGCAUUUACAGAGUCAUCACAUCUUAAAAAACACCAGAGAAUGCACACAGGAGAGAAACCCUUCAAGUGCAGUGUGUGUGGGAAGGCAUUUUCAAGUUCAUCUGAUCUUAAAAGACACCAGACACCACACACAGUAGAUAAACCCUUCAAGUGCACUCUGUGCGGGAAGGCGUUUGCACAGUCACCACAGCUUUAUAUACACCAGAGGACACACAGGCAUCAGAAGAUCCCCAAGGAGUGUAGUCUGAAAUCGACUUGUGAAAGUCAAAGUGAUUCAAUGAGCCUAUCCCUCCUGAAACAAGAACCAGAAGUAAAUUCCAGCUUGGACACUGUGAAAUGUAUCAAGGUGAAAUUUGAAGAGGCGAAGUUGAAAUGUGAAGAGGUGGCAGUGAAGAGUGAAGAUGUGACGGUAAAAUGUGAAGAUGAAGAUUCAACUCCAAAAUCGGACCUUCACAUCGAUGGAGGCAACAUGAAGCAGGAGGAGAAUUCUGACUGUGAGGCAGAGCGAGGCAACUCCCAGGAGUUUGUGGAAGUGGAGGUGUGGGUGGACUUCUUAGACAAUACAAAGUCAAAUGGAGACCCUGUAGAUGUGUAAGCUUGAGACAAGCUCCAAUAGAUUCACCUUUGUCACAGGCCUUUAAUGAAAGACUGUGAAGCUGAACACUGAAUUCCACGGUUCAAUCUGCAGAUUAAGAGCGGCCAGUAUUUGUGAACCUGUGGGUUUGGUAGAUAUCUACCCAACAACAAGAGCCAAUAAGCUCCCAAUCAUUCUCUAUGUUAUAAUAAUAUUAGCAUUUAUAUGGUGCUUGCUUAAUUGCCUCAGCAACUCGGGAGUUUUAUAUAAUAUAAUAAUCACAAACACUCGGAAGAGCACCCCCAAGUGGCAGCUGGCCAUGUGUGGCAUAAGGUGGCCCUGCACCAGCCUCCAUGUGGGCAUGAGUGUCACGAGGGGGCGAUAAUUGAUGUGUAAUCUACAUUACAUUUCUAGAUAAUAUUUGUAAUUAACCACAUUUUGAGAAUGACACCAACAUGCAAUGACUUGUGCGUAUAGAGAAAGCGCUACCACUUGGCUUCCUUCAAUCUGAGUGUAGGCAUGCCAGCCUGAAUGUUUCUAACGCACGCAAAUGUUCCAUUUAGAGGGGUCCACGUCUCACAUUCCUAUAGAAUGGAGGGCAUGACUGUUGCCGAGAAGACCCGGAGCUUCAUGCGGAGCGAUAGACCAGGUAGCUUCCACACAGCAUUGGGCAGCUGAUGAAAAGAUAAUGCCGCCCGACUGAUUCGGACCACCCAGAGUGUCCACACAUACGCAAUGUAGACAUAUAUUGUGUACACACAAUCUACACACAGUGUACACACAGUCUGCACAUACACAGUGUAUACACAGUAACAAGAACAACCGCCAUUCGUCACUAAGUGGUGGUGAUGUCACCGCGCCGCUUGUGCCAGGCUACGUGCACGUUAAGGCCACGUGAAGUGUCGAACGCCCGCCGGCAGGAGGUCACGGGGCAGACCCAGCAGGUGCCGCGGGUCGACUGACUGAGAUGACUGCCCGAUGCACCACCUGUGCCCUUUCCUGUGCAAACAGAUUACACACACGCACAGUGUACACGCACGCACAGUGUACACACACCAUGUGUACACACACAAUAGUGUUCACGUUGUUGUUGAGCUCAGGCACCCAAGGGGUCAAUAUUCAUGAGAGGGAGCAAUGGAAAAGUAAUCUAAAUAAACUCAAACCCCCGCUCUUGACGUCACAAUUCCGCAAUAUAUCAUCGGUGUGAGACGCCUGAGGGAGAUGUGCCUCGCUAGUGACGUCAUGUCACCAAGGUAUUCGACCCCCCAACCCUCCAGCGCGCUUUUGAGCGUGACAUCACGUCUGGUUGGUCACUGCCGAUUUCCGUUCCAGUAAAAAUCCUUAUUUAAGCAAAGCUACGCUCAUUCACAUUUGGUUCAUUAACAAAAUGUAUUCAUGCAUACCGUCGCGAGUUCAUUGCGAAG